Ilex paraguariensis (yerba mate) is the source of this 2088-nucleotide messenger RNA. The record is from the annotation of a GenBank genome assembly. Lineage: Eukaryota; Viridiplantae; Streptophyta; Magnoliopsida; Aquifoliales; Aquifoliaceae.
AUGGCGAAUGUUGGUCUUCUUUACUUCCUUUUCCUGGUUGGAGUGGAAAUGGACCUCGGGGUAAUUCGUCGCACUGGAAAAAAGGCCUUCGCCGUUGCUAUUUCCGGGAUGAUAUUGCCUUUCCUUAUUGGUGCUUCAUUCUCCAUCUUGUUGCACCAGAAAUCACAAUUCAUGAAACAAGGCACUUUCAUUCUCUUCCUUGGAGUUGCUCUCUCCGUUACAGCAUUCCCCGUGCUUGCCCGAAUACUUGCAGAGCUCAAACUUCUCGACACCGAGAUUGGUCGGAUCGCCUUGUCGUCGGCUCUCGUCAACGACAUGUGUGCAUGGAUUCUCUUAGCUUUUGCCAUCGCCUUGGCUGAGAAUGGAAGUAUGUCCUUGGCGUCUCUCUGGGUGAUCCUAUCGAGCACGGCAUUCGUGGUGUUCUGCAUAUUCGUGGUCCGGCCACUGAUCGUUUGGAUGAUGCGGAAAACUCCAGAAGGCGAAUCCAUCAGUGAAUUCUACAUAUGCCUGAUUCUCACUGGGGUUAUGAUCUCUGGUUUUAUCACAGAUGCCAUUGGAACACAUUCUGUUUUCGGAGCUUUUGUCUUUGGCCUGGUGAUUCCAAACGGACCUCUUGGUGUUACCCUUAUAGAAAGACUUGAGGACUUCGUUUCAGGGCUUCUGCUUCCUCUCUUCUUCGCCAUUAGUGGCCUCAAGACUGAAAUUAGCUUAAUUACAGGGUGGGCAACGUGGGGAAUUCUACUGCUUGUAAUCAUUCUUGCCUGCCUUGGCAAAGUUGUUGGAACCCUACUUGUUGCUCUCUACUACAAAAUGCCAUUUCAGGAGGGUCUGACGCUUGGUUUGCUCAUGAAUACCAAAGGCCUUGUUGAGAUGAUCGUGCUUAACGUCGGCAAAGACCAAAAGGUGUUAGACGAUAAGUCAUUUGCGAUCAUGGUCCUUGUAGCUGUGGUUAUGACCGGAAUCAUCACGCCCAUUGUCACAACAAUUUACAAGCCCGCCAGGAAGUUUGUACCAUACAAACGAAGAACUAUUCAAAGGACUAAACCAGAUAGUGAGUUCCGUGUACUUGUAUGCAUCCACACCCCCAGAAAUGUUCCAACAAUCAUCAACCUCCUCGAAGCCUCCCACCCCACGAAGAAUUCCCCGAUUUGCGUUUAUAUGCUCCACCUCGUAGAACUCACUGGUCGUGCAUCGGCAAUGCUCGUUGUUCAUAACACUCGAAAGUCUGGCCGGCCAGCCCUAAACAGGACUCAAGCUCAAUCUGAAAGUAUCAUCAAGGCGUUUGAUAACUUUGAACAGCAUGUUGGCUGUGUUUCCGUCCAACCCCUCACUGCGAUCUCUCCUUACUCCACCAUGCAUGAAGACAUAUGCAAUGUGGCGGAGGACAAGCGUGUGGCCUUCAUUAUCAUCCCAUUUCACAAACAGCAAACAGUUGAUGGAGGGAUGGAAGCCACGAACCCAGCAUUUCGAUCAAUCAACCAGAAUGUAUUAGCAAACGCACCUUGCUCUGUUGGCAUUCUUGUUGAUAGAGGCCUAAAUAGGUCAACACGCUUGACUGCGAACCAGGUCUCUCACCACAUUGCCGUGCUAUUCUUUGGUGGACCGGAUGACAGAGAGGCAUUAGCCUAUGCCUGGAGGAUGUCUGAGCAUCCUGGUAUUAACCUCACUGUAAUGCGGUUCCUUCCCGGGGAUGAUGCAGCUGAAUCAACUGUGGAGGCUAGCUGCGAACGAAAUGACCCUAGGGUGUUAACAGUGGUAACAGAUAGUGACAGAGAGAAGCAGCUAGACGAGGAUUACAUAAAUGAGUUCAGGGCAAGAACUUCAAGCAAUGAUUCGAUAGUUUACACAGAGAAGGCGGUAAACCAUGGGGAAGAGACUGUGGCAGCAAUAAGAUCAAUCGAAAAUAUCCAUGACUUGUUCAUAGUUGGUAGAGGACAAGGUAUGAUAUCUCCACUCACGGCAGGGCUCACGGACUGGAGUGAGUGCCCAGAGCUUGGUGCAAUUGGAGAUUUGUUGGCAUCAUCAGAUUUUUCAGCGGCAGUUUUCAGUGCUAGUGGUGCAACAGUAUUUCGGGAUGGGGCAGGGUGA